CUCCUACAGUAGCCGCCAGGGUUGAGAGUAAGGAUGUUGGCGAGCUUUGGUACGCUGUACAUUGAUUUUCUCCAUGGUCUUGCGCUUUGAACUAUGUUGUUUUUGUCAUUGCUGAGAUCUAGUGACGCAGGUCUGUCUUCUCUUCAUCCUUCAGACCACUGUCGACGUUCUGGUCUAUUCGUCCCUACAUUUGUUGUCGUUCGACUUUCAUUCUUUCAUUCUGUAUUCCUCUCAUUGUUGUUGGCUCCUGGUUGAGUAUUCUUUUCUUCUCACUCUUUUCUUAUUUUCUCUUAUUUCUUGAUCUAUCGACCUGCAGAGACCGGAUUCUCCAGUCGCUGCGCAUCAUCAUCCCCUUGAUCCGGACAUCAAGGUUUCUCUUUGGUGCUUCGAUCGAGAUGCAGUAAUCUGUCUCUUUCAUUCUUAGAACGGACUUGGAGCUGUGUUUUGAUUAUUCUCGACGACUUCACCUACGUAUAGGUUACGAUCACACCCAUACAAGAAACUCCCUCAUAAUGUUCAGAAUGAAGGGCAUAAUAAAAUUUGCGGGCCUCCUGAGCCUGUUCUGCCGGAGUUCGGUUGCCGUCAGUCUUGAUGUUCAAGAUGACCAAUCCAUCAAAGAUGCCGCAAGUACGGUAGCGUUUGGGUUGAUGAAAUACUACACUGGUAACAACACUGGAGAUGUUCCAGGCAACCUACCAGACCCCUACUUCUGGUGGGAAGCAGGUGCCAUGUUUGGCACCCUGGUCGACUACUGGUUCCUCACCAAGGACGAGACCUACCUCAAUGUCACGUCGCAGGCACUGCUCCACCAGGUGGGCGACAACAAUGACUUCAUGCCGACCAACCAGACGCGGACCGAAGGCAACGACGACCAGGGCUUUUGGGCGUUGGCGGCCAUGUCAGCAGCAGAGAACAAUUUCCCCAACCCGCCGGCGGAUCAACCGCAAUGGCUGGCCCUUGCGCAGGCCGUCUUCAAUGAGUACACGAUGCGCUGGGACACGCAGAACUGUAACGGCGGGAUGCGGUGGCAGAUCUUCACGUUCAACAACGGGUACACCUACAAGAACUCCAUCUCCAACGGGUGUUUUUUCAACAUUGCGGCCAGGCUGGCCCGAUUCACGGGCAACCAGACGUACGCGGACUGGGCCAAGACGGUGUUUGAGUGGGAGCAGUCGGUGGGCUUCAUCACGGACAAGUACCAGAUCCGGGACGGCGCAGGGAUCGACCAGAACUGCACGGAGAUGGACACAAUCCAGUGGAGCUACAACGCAGGCAUCUACCUGAACGGGGCGGCCGUCAUGUACAACAUCACGACCGGGGCGGAGCAGGAGACGUGGAAGGGCCGGGUCGACGGCAUCUGGAAAGAGACCAAGACGACCUUCUUCAACAACUCGGUCAUGACGGAGCAGGCCUGUGAGAACAACAACAUGUGCGACACGGACCAGCAGAGCUUCAAGGGCUACCUGGCGCGCUGGAUGGCGGCUACGACGCAGGUCGCGCCCUACACCUUCGACACCAUGCUGCCGCUGCUCCAGAGCACCGCGUCGGGCGCCGCCAAGGCCUGCACGGGCUCGCCUGCGUCGGGGUUCAGCGGACAGGCCGGCACGGCGUGCGGCUUCAAGUGGACCACGGGCGGGUUCGAUGGGUCUGUCGGCGUGGGCCAGCAGAUGAACGCCCUGUCGGCCAUCAUGUACACACUGGUGACGAAGCCGGCGGCCGACUCGGACGACUCGACGGCGCCCCUGACGUCGGCGACGGGUGGGACGUCGCAGGGUAAUCCUGACGCGGGAACCAUGAGCGAUAUGACCAUGGUUGUGUUUGCGCCCAUCGAGACCAAGGACAGGGUCGCUGCUGGAUUCCUGACGACUGCUAUCGUGCUGGGUGCGCUCAGCGGAGUGGUCUUUGUGGUUAGUGAGAAGGGACCUGGGGGGAUUGUGAGCAAGGUGAGCAAGGUGUGAGAUAUAUGUAUACAUACAUGCAUAACUUGCGUGCUCUUCACUCCAUUAUGAGUCGAGUAUGACAAUUAUGUAAGUAACCUCAUGAUGGUUUAUUGGGAAAGGUUGCAGGAGGUUAUGGCUCAACUCAACCUCCACAGUGGUGCGCCCACAUGGCACAGGCCGGCACCUGCUGGCAGUCCAAGGGCAAGACCCGUAAUGACUGUGAUGAAAUCAAUGAGGGAGGAUGGGCUUUUUGGAGGGGUGACCUCUUUGAUGUUGAGCAUCUGAAUCGGCUGUGUAUGGUAUAUGAGUGAGAGCCACAAGGUGGACAUACUACAGUAUACACACACACACAUGAGCCUGUAUCUCGCAGGAUAGACAUAGAGAACAAGAAAUGAACAAGAC
Messenger RNA from Cryphonectria parasitica EP155, 2342 nucleotides. RefSeq names its product family 76 glycoside hydrolase. The transcript has 3 exons. NCBI's taxonomy places the organism in Eukaryota, Fungi, Ascomycota, Sordariomycetes, Diaporthales, Cryphonectriaceae. Gene Ontology annotation, molecular function: mannan endo-1,6-alpha-mannosidase activity. The record is from RefSeq and is a predicted model, not a curated record. Gene Ontology annotation, biological process: fungal-type cell wall biogenesis; carbohydrate catabolic process. Bases 513 to 1958 code for a protein of 481 amino acids.